CAAAGAAAUGUAUCCUCUCCAGUAGCUCAGUCAAAGGAUUGUUUGGUUUGUUUUUAAAUGCGUUGUUGUGCACUGAAGUUUUGGCAAAAAUACUCCCUGAUUUCAGACCAGGAACGUCCACGAGCAAAAUGAAGGAACAGAGAGGGCGCGUCAUCCUCCGGUUCUUCAGACAACAACUCCAGUCGGCUUAACCGCGAACAGAGCACGCAGCGAAGUCCGCCCCAGCGGCACCAAGUCCUAUCCAACAACUUUCCAGCUGAAGGAUUCCAUUCUACAAUGGAGAGGAUUGACAGUCUAAUGAAACAGGAGUUUGUCAGUGUCUGGGUCCAGGAUCCACAGUUCCACAAAGAUGACUUCUGGCACACGCACAUCGACUACGAGAUCUGUUUACAUACCAAUAGCAUGUGUUUUAGGAAGAAGACGUCCUGUGUGCGUAGGCAGUACAGUGAGUUUGUUUGGCUCCGGCAGCGUCUGCAGGACAAUGCUAUGCUCAUUGAGUUGCCCAAACUACCUCCCUGGAAUCCGUUCUUCAGUCUGAACAACCCCUAUCAGGUCAACCAGCGGAUGAAGGGCCUACAGGAGUUCCUAGAGACUGUCCUCCAGGACCCCCUGCUGCUGUCUGACAGUAGAGUGCACCUGUUCCUCCAAUCCCAGCUCAGCGUGACCAAGAUGGAGGCGUGUGUCUCGGGCCAGACACGCUACACAGUGGCCCAGGCCAUCCAGAUGUGUAGCGACUGCCACCGUACACGCUUCCCCGUAGAGAAGAGCCGCAAGGAGUACUGCGACUCGAACUGCGAAAGCACCACAUCAUCAGGUCUAGGCCACAGCCACGACUCGGGGGUCCCCCAGAGCUCCAGCCCCCUACCCUGUGACAGCAGCACUUGUGUAAACUGUGAUGGAAACCUAACCAUCAGGGACAGAGGAUUUUUCAGCAGAGAGUCCUCUCGUGAGCAGGAACACACUGAGCCCUGACACAUGCACAAAGGGGCUGUUUCCAAGACAAAUAUUCAGCCUAGUCCUGCACCCAAAAUUAUGCUAAAUGAUUGAAAGUACUUUUUAGUUCAGGACUAAGCGUUGUCUUUGUCCGGGAAGCCGCCCCAAAGACUGUUUGCUGCUGUUCCAGGUUCACUUCUCAAACCUCUGAAGAUGAGGAGGCGGAGUAGAAUGGCCUUUUUUACGUGGUUCUCCAUUGGCAUUCUCUGUGUCCCCUAUCUGUCUUUUAAAAUGUCUGAACUAUAUGUUUUCUUAAAGGAUAUUGUUAUUAUAUUGAUACACCCACUAUUGUGGACUGACUGGUGUUGCUAGUGAACAAGUCUCUUCUCCAAAACGUAGCAUUGUCUUAAUGCAAUAUCUCAGUCUUAAACUCUAAAUUGUGCCUCAACAUGUUUUAAAAAAAUAUAUAUUUCUAUAAUUUAACCUGCAAUGAUACUGGGAAAGAUUCUUAAAUUAUGAAUUAUACUUUGUUUAUUUUUUAUUUGUACUAUUAAACUGUGUUCUAAGGAGUGUGUUGUAUAGGCUCGUAAAAAUAAAAAAGAUUUCUAAAAUAUUUUUAAAUGAGUAUUCCAAGUAUCAAUAAAUAUUGUUUUUUGAAAAACUAA
Messenger RNA from Salmo salar (Atlantic salmon), 1598 nucleotides. Its product is annotated as sorting nexin-10A. Gene Ontology annotation, molecular function: phosphatidylinositol phosphate binding. Gene Ontology annotation, biological process: cilium assembly; vesicle organization; intracellular protein transport. NCBI's taxonomy places the organism in Eukaryota, Metazoa, Chordata, Actinopteri, Salmoniformes, Salmonidae. The record is from RefSeq and is a predicted model, not a curated record. Gene Ontology annotation, cellular component: endosome.